This is a messenger RNA of Colossoma macropomum (tambaqui), 2061 nucleotides long. Its product is annotated as polyunsaturated fatty acid lipoxygenase ALOX15B-like. NCBI's taxonomy places the organism in Eukaryota, Metazoa, Chordata, Actinopteri, Characiformes, Serrasalmidae. The transcript has 11 exons. Gene Ontology annotation, biological process: lipid oxidation; linoleic acid metabolic process. The record is from RefSeq and is a predicted model, not a curated record. Gene Ontology annotation, molecular function: iron ion binding; oxidoreductase activity, acting on single donors with incorporation of molecular oxygen, incorporation of two atoms of oxygen. The coding region runs from base 1 to 1458 and encodes 485 amino acids.
AUGUCGCGGGCGGAGCUGAAGAUAAAGUUUUUGGCCGACUCCAAAAAGGCCUGGGAGAGUCUGGAUGCGAUUGGUAGAACAUUCUUCUUCAACAAGACAGAUAUUUACUCAUAUGUGCAGGCUCACUGGGAGGAAGACGAGUUUUUCGGGUAUCAGUUCUUAAACGGAGCCAACCCAACAGUGGUGCACCAGUGCAGGAGAAUCCCAGACAACUUCCCCGUCACUGACAGCAUGGUGCAGGCCUCCAUGGAGGGCAGCUCUCUGUCCGCUGAGAUAAUGAAAGGAAACAUUUUCCUGUGUGAUUACGCACUGUUGGACGGCGUGCAGGCCAACACUAUUAACCUGCGGAAGCAGUAUGUGGGUGCACCUCUGUGCCUCCUCUACAAAAACAAAGAUGACAAGCUUAUCCCUAUUGCCAUACAGUGUAACCAGCAGGCAGGAGAACAGAACCCGAUCUUUGUGCCGGGCGACUCUAAGGAGGAUUGGCUCUUGGCCAAAGUUUACGUGCGUGCAGCUGACUUCCUCAUACACCAGAUGAUCGCUCACCUGCUGCGAACUCAUCUGCUGGCUGAGGUCUACACAUUGUCCACACUGCACAACCUGCCUACAGUGCACCCAGUUUACAAGCUGCUGAUUCCUCACACACAGUACACGCUGCACAUUAACACACUGGGCAGAGAGAGACUGAUGGCAAAGAAGGGACUUUUUAACCAGUACACUGGUGCGAGUCAAGAGGGAAUGGAGCUGCUGCUGAAGAAAGAUCUGGCUUCUCUGCGGUACAGCACCCUCUGUCUGCCAGAUGAUAUCGAGGCACGUGGCUUGAAGGACAUACCAAACUUCUACUACAGAGAUGACGGCCAAGCAGUCUGGGACAUACUAACCAAGUAUGUGGGAGGUGUGUUAAAGUUUUAUUACUCGUCAGACACUGAAGUGGCUCUGGACACAGAACUUCAGAAGUGGAUUGCAGACAUCUUCGUCCACGGUUUCCUGGGAAACGAAGACUCCAACAUUCCAAAAGCGCUCCAUUCGGUGGAUGACCUGGUCAAGUUCGUCACCAUGUUGAUGUUCACUAUGACGGCACAGCACUCUGCAUUGAACAAUGGGCAGUUCGAUUUCGGGGGCUGGUUGCCGAACAGUCCUGUCUCUCUGCAGUCUCCCCCUCCAAGGGUCAAAGGUCACGCUACUGCAAGCACUCUGUUGCAGACACUGCCGGAUGUAAAUGCGUCCGUGCGGGUUAUGGCUGCCACCUGGGUCCUGACCAGGAAACCAGAGGAGUUUGUAUCCCUGGGUAACCACUCGGAGCAGUACUUCACCGAGCCUGAUGUUGUGGCUCUGGCUACCGCCAUGAAAGAUGAGCUGAAGGAACUGAGUGAGAAAAUAAAGAAGAGGAAUGAGGGAAAGGAGCUGCCCUACUGCUACCUGGACCCGGCUGAGAUCGAGAACAGCAUCGCCAUCUGACCAACACCUGUCAAGAUGCUGGUUGUGAUUCCACAACGUUAGUGCCAAAUUUUGGGACAUAAUAAUUAAUUUAAAAAUUAAUGUCAAGAAAUGAGACUUUUUUGUCCUCCAUAGUUUUAACUGCCUAUUGAAAUAGAUUUUCCUACCUCAGUAAGCUUAUUUAUGUAUUUUUUAUUUAUGUAUUUAUUUAUUUUUAACCAAAUAUCACUGAGAAGUACAACCCCUCAUUGAGCUUAUGACGGGAUGUAAUAUUUCAUGCAAAACUGGCUGCCAUGCUCACUGUUAGAGUUAGACCUUCUAAUAUAAUUUUUUUGCAUCAGUAAAUUGCAUAAAUUUUCUAUAAAUAUUGCAAAAAAGAGUAACACUUUGCUUGAACCCUGCAACAUAACAUUGACAUAACCAUAUCAUAAACAUGUCAUGGCAGAUUAUGAGAUCGUGAGAUUGAGAUUGUGUUCAGAAAUGUGACAGUAUCAUGUUACCAUCACUUUUAACUGUCAUCACAGAUGUCAUAAUGUCAUAGCAGCUUAUGUGACGUUAUUUUUUGCUGAUAAAGACACCUGUCAUUGGAAUUACUGGUGAUGGUAGAAUGACACUGAUGUAUUA